Molecule: messenger RNA, 3534 nt
Organism: Trichoplusia ni (cabbage looper)
Lineage: Eukaryota; Metazoa; Arthropoda; Insecta; Lepidoptera; Noctuidae
Exons: 10
Coding region: 128-1471 (447 amino acids)
Source: RefSeq, a predicted model, not a curated record
AACAAUUUCCUGUCAGCUGUCAUUCGCACGACAGCUGCAAUAUGUUUCAUUUUUCGUGAUACUGAUAUUUAUUUAAAGAAACUAAAUUUCGUAAUUAUUAUAUCCUUAAAGUAAUGUAUUUCACAAAAUGUCUGAAGAAGAAACUGUUGAUAUAGAUCAAGAACUCGACGAUCUCUUGACUAAAGUUCAACCGAACUUACAAGAUGUUAUUAAAAGGAGUUUUACGAACGUGGCCUUGCAGCAGACGAAAAAUGGUGAACAAAUUAAAGCAGACUCUCUGGGGGACACGUCUUACUUCGCCAAAAAUACACAAGUUAACCUCUCAAAAUUGGAGCUUGUGAAACCUCCGACAUUCCACAUGCAAGUAAUAUCGCUGGACCUCAAGUCCAUGAGUCUUGCGUUACGAUGUUCUCUAGGAGAAGUCAAUGUUAAAGGACUGUACAGUGCAUUUAAUGAAAACCUCUAUAAUCUCAUACCUGUUUUAGCGGAAGGACAUGUUUUAAUAUCAUUAUCAAACAUGAUCGCAGAUGUGAAGGUCGGUCUGGUACUGGAAGAUGAUGCAUUCUCAUUCAUAAACCCUGGGAUUGAGUUCAUACAUGAUGAAGUACUUGUUAAGCUAUCAUGGCCCUCUCCUCAGAAGAAUGGUGGAUACGAAUUUGCUACAACGGAACAGUUGGCAAAACAUAUAGAUGAUCUUCCCCUAACCGCGGCGGUAUCUUUGCCCCUAUACGCACUAUUGCGUGAGAAGCUACAGCGCCAUCUAGCGCUCGUACUGCGGCAAGCGACCAGUGUGUCAGAAGUCAUGUGCUGCAAUCCUUCGUUGAUGGAAGCUUACAGCGGUAUGAUUGACACGUUAGCCCAGAACGGCAACAAAGUGGUGGACAUGAUCCUGAUCAACAUGCGCCGCACGCUGCUGCAGAACUGCCGCGAGGUUCUACAGCUGCCACCGCUACACGCCACCUUCAUACACAAGAUAGGGUCGUUAUCGUUCAUAGGCAAGUUCGAGACGGAUACGGGAUGGGUGAAGAACCUGGCGACUAUCAACAGGAUCAGUGAUGUCAGCGUGACCCGGCCAGACCCCAUGAAGACCAGCUUUCAAGUUACCUUGAGGAUAAAGGAUUUACAAAUCGGCUAUGACGAGUACCGUAUCCGCGCGAUGGGCGUGUCGUGCGGCGGUCGCGCGGCGGCCUCGCUGCAGCGACACGCGCUGCACGUGGCGCUCAGCGUCGGCCUCACGCGCUGGGAGCCCUACGCGCAGCUCGACCAUCUGCGCGUGCAGCAGCUAGACUGCUCGGACCUGCACGUGACGGGGCUGGGCCCGCUGAGCGGCGCGGCGGGGCUGGUGUCGGCGUGGCUGCGCGGCGCGGGCUGCGCGCUGGCGGCGCCCGCGCUGGCCGCGCAGCUGCAGCGGGACCUGCACGCCGCGCUCGCGGACCUGCCGCUCUGGGACCUGCUGCACGCCAAGCACUGACCCCACACGCCCGGCGGUAUCACACGCUGCACUAUCUGAACGACAAUAGGGAUGAUGACGUCUUGCAGUUUAUUGUAUAAUAAUGGAUACCCCGCAAACAUAAAUUAACGAAAUGAAAUUUACGCGUGACGUCACGAUUGAGUAUAAAUUUUAACAUAUUAUUAUCGUUACGCCACAAGCUCGCAAACUGAAAAGCAGUUAAUCUUUUCCCAUUUUAGUUUAUCUGAAAAAGGAAAAAUAUUUGUCCAAUCAUCACCCCUAUUAUUAUUUUGGCAUUUCGUAAAUUUUAACUUUGUUCCGUUCAACGGUACGGAUCUCCGUAGAUGAUUUUGCUUCAGAUGAAAGGAAGUAUCAGCAACUAAAACUCAAAUAAAUUAUAGCAAUAUUUUUCUAUCUCAUACAUUGAAAACUUUACAUAAGAUUUUCUGUCUAUAAAAUACCAUAAAGCAAUCGCAAUUAAGCAAUACUGUGUGCUAGGUGCUAAAAGAUAAUCUUUUGAUUAGAACAUUACAGGUAAAAUUUAUUAACUUAGCUCCCCACGGUAUCACACACUGCCUUCCGACGUCUGCAUUUUGUUUCUCGAUAUUAAAAGACUUAAAUGUUACCACGCUGUAGCUAGUAAAUGCUGUACAUUAUUUUAUGGAAAUAACGUGUAAAACGAACGUGAAAUCACAUGGGUUUAUUUCUGUAUAAAAAUCCUUUUCUUUGCUGAUUAGGUGAAUAUUCGACAUUCGCUUAAUUAUAUGAUUCAUGCGAAUGUUUGAAGAAACGCAAACGACCCAGAUUGCUGUUCUUAAAGUCAGAGUGAACAGCGAACUGUUUGAAAUUUAGACAAAACCUUUAUAUUUAUUUACUGACUUAUUAACACUUUAUCAGCACUUAUUUCCGUUUUUUCCUUAAUUUACCUUCUCCCAUAUAUUUCUAUAUAAUUUGCUUUAAUGCUUAUUUUACAUAUUAAUCUCAAAAUAACGUUUAAAGUUAUGGAACUAGCCUUGAAGGAGUAGUCAUAAAGUGUUGUGUGUACGUUGUGUUAUGGUACUAUAAUUACGAAUUAAAGUAUACAUAAGUAGUAUCAAUACUGGUGUUGUAUUUAAAUAAGUUUUUUUUUCUAAAUUAUCACCUUCAGGUGUCCUUAUACCAUUUGGACUGCGAUUCACAUUAAGAAAGUAUUUGAUUGAUGAAGAAUUCAGUAGUUUCUGGUUGUUAUAACACCAAACGCCGUCCGUUUCACCAAAAGCAAUAUAAUAAACUCUAAGAUUGUGUAUCGACUGAUUUUAUUAUUGUAUGUAAUUUUCAAUGCUGCAAUUUUGUUAUUUUUUUCUUUAAUAAUGAUAUUUUUUAUUUCAUUUGCGAUAUUAAAUUAGUAAAAUUUUCGAUUCGAUUUAUUAAGUACACGAAGAGUAAGCAAUAAUAUUUUAUCUUUUUCUUAUUUUUUAUUUGGUUUUCAUUUGACUAUUGUAAAUAAAUGACAAUCAUUUGAUUUGUUAUAUUUUGAUGAACAUUUACUUAUUUGAGAAAUAUAUUUUGUACGUUUAAUUCUUACGAUAUUAAUUUGAUAUGGUUACUUUAAUUAAUGUGUGUAUAUGAGUUGUUUUAGAAAAUAUAUUGUUGUAUCUAUUAGAUUCGUCAUGGAUAAGAUAAAAAUAUAACAUGUAUAAAUUGACACAGGUAAAAAGAACUCGAACAGCGUCAGUGGAGGGUAAUAAUUAUUUUUUGAACGGCGUAUAGUAAUGACCAAUGAUAGCAUCAAAUGUCGUUUGGCGAACCAAUGACGUUAUAGUAAAAUUAAUUGACACCAAUGUUGUCAUAAACAGACGUACUACUCUUGUCAUUGUCCUUCUUUUGCUCAUGUACUAAGCAGAUAGGACGCCCAUAGUUCUUUUUACAUGCGUCAACUUGGAACUUUUAAAUUACUUGAAUCAUCUAAGUACAUGAUUGUAUAAUGUUUCGCUUUUGUAAGCAGAAACGUAUUGGUUGUGUUGAGUGUGCCUUCCGACAACAGAGACUGUUAUCAUUCGUAUUUAAACUAUACAAGUUGUUAAAUAAAAUGUUUCUAUAAAUUA